CCUCCAACCCCCAUCACGACAACAACAUCGCGUGGAUUGCCUCCUCCGAAUCCUCGCACCCUCUCAUACAGGGUCUCCCCAUCCUCCUCUUCCAUCGUGCUUGCUCUUCGGGCAUCCGGCGGUGACAGACGUGCCUCAACACCAUGAUCAACCACACCCUCAUAUCGAGGCUUGACGGCUUGAUCCUCGCAGCCUCAGUAGACGAAGAUGAGACAGACGCCGAGUUCCGUGAGGUCAAAGGCAAGGUGAAGCUUGUCUUGCGCCGUCUGGACCGUAACUCUGCACCGCAAGCAAGCAUAGAGAGCGGACGAUACGUGUACCACUACCUCCUCCAGGACUCAUUAGUCUUCCUUUGUAUUUGCGACAGGUCGUAUCCGCGAAAGCUCGCCUUCACGUAUCUCGCCGACCUCCAAUCCGAGUUCACCACCCUCUACCCCGCCGCCGAGUACCUGUCGGCGUCAUGCCGCCCAUACGCCUUCGUAAAGUUUGAUACCUUCAUCCAGCGUACCAAGAAGACAUACCAGGAUAGCCGCGCAACCCAGAACCUGGACAAGCUCAACGACGAACUCAAGGACGUGACCAAGGUUAUGACGAAGAAUAUCGAAGACCUUCUCUACCGAGGCGAUAGCUUGAACCGCAUGGGCGAACAGAGCGCAAGAUUGAAGGAGGAUAGCAGGAAAUACAAGCGGGCGGCCGUAAGGAUCAAUUGGGAGCUGUUGCUGAAGCAGUACGGACCAGUCGGCGCUCUUAUUUUCAUCAUCUUCGUCUUCAUCUGGUGGCGCUUCUUCUGAACCAGACCCGUCUCUUUCCUUCUCUUCCGUUGGUAAGUAUUCGUGUCCGAGUACUAGUGCUGCAUGGGUCGGAGCUCAGGAUCUCUUCUUUUCUUUGGAGUCUACUCUUUGGAGUCUACGGGCCAUUUUGGAAAUAGUGCCCUUUACUUUCAGCCUCUUUUUCCUUUCUCAGCAGAUAAGGCGAGGCAAUGUAGCAUAUUCCCCGGGUCACAUGACCCCUUGAUACGAGGACUUCUUAAGAAAACUGUUUAUACUUUCUUGCUGACUCUUAGACGUACGUUGACUACGGGGUUCCUUGAAUACAGCAGAAUGUUCUCU
Messenger RNA from Mytilinidion resinicola, 1109 nucleotides. Its product is annotated as transport protein-like protein sec22. The record is from RefSeq and is a predicted model, not a curated record. Gene Ontology annotation, biological process: endoplasmic reticulum to Golgi vesicle-mediated transport; retrograde vesicle-mediated transport, Golgi to endoplasmic reticulum; vesicle fusion with Golgi apparatus. Lineage: Eukaryota; Fungi; Ascomycota; Dothideomycetes; Mytilinidiales; Mytilinidiaceae. Gene Ontology annotation, cellular component: Golgi membrane; endoplasmic reticulum membrane; SNARE complex. The transcript has 6 exons. Bases 144 to 791 code for a protein of 215 amino acids. Gene Ontology annotation, molecular function: SNAP receptor activity.